Messenger RNA from Pseudogymnoascus destructans, 4492 nucleotides. RefSeq lists its product as uncharacterized. The record is from RefSeq and is a predicted model, not a curated record. Gene Ontology annotation, cellular component: nuclear RNA-directed RNA polymerase complex. NCBI's taxonomy places the organism in Eukaryota, Fungi, Ascomycota, Leotiomycetes, Thelebolales, Thelebolaceae. The transcript is spliced from 6 exons. Gene Ontology annotation, biological process: regulatory ncRNA-mediated heterochromatin formation. Gene Ontology annotation, molecular function: helicase activity; RNA binding. The coding region runs from base 1 to 4299 and encodes 1432 amino acids.
AUGUCUGUAUUCAAGGCAGAGCUUCCACAGCGGGGAGCAGACUUUAAGUCUUCUUCACCUGUGAAAGUUGUUUUCUCAAAGGUGUUUCCCGCCGACUUUGAGCCGAUACUACGCGAACACAUAACCCGACCUUACCAACUUGAUGACGAACAUUCCCAGGAGGCAUGGAGGCGACUUCCAGAGAUUCCCUUUGGCGCAGAGAUAAACCCCGGCUCUACACAUGGCGCCACUCAUACAGAAGCUCUACCGGAAAAUAUUAUGGGAGGUCCCUGGGGAAGCAAAGAGGCUUAUAUCGGCUCUCAGUAUCAACUCCUCCGCUACGAUGCCAUAUAUCCAUUACUGGAUGCAGUUCGUUCUUACAAAGAAAACCCAGGGACUUCUGACCUUCAAACCACCUCUAUUUAUACAAAUGUCUUUAUUGUGGGGUAUACCUUUGCAAAUAUGGGUGUUGCAGCCCGUGUCGAGUUCUCUACGGAGCGUGCUGGUAAGCGUAUUCGCUGGCCUCAAUCCAGCCGCCUGCAGCAAGGUACCAUGGUCGCCCUCAGUCCAGUGCAUGACAACUUCAAAACUAUUUGCAAAGUUGCAAUUGUUGCUGCUCGUCCACUGGCGGCAGUAGAAAAAGAUCCGCCGCAGAUUGACAUAUUCUGGGCUAGCAUUGAGGAAUCCGAGUUUGAUCCAACAGAGGAGUAUGUGAUGGUCGAGGCCAAAUCUGGGUAUUUUGAAGCCAGUAGGCAUAUGCUUGUUGCAAUGCAAAAGUUGAUGUCCGAGACUUUUCCCAUGGCAGAACAUUUGAUGGAACUGAGGAAGACAGUGGGCCCACCCGGAGAUGUUGAAAAGCAACCUCGUAUGAACCUGAGUGCAUUACUGCCUGCUGAAGCAGCCCGCGAAACACUCACAGCCGGAGAUUUUGACGCGAACGUGUUUCAAGAUGUGGAUAUUCUAGGCCAGUGGCCUGCUCUCAAGGGUUCUCAAUUGGACGAUUCUCAAAUGGCCGCUGUGCGCAGAAUACUCUGCAAAAAGGUAGCAAUAAUACAGGGUCCUCCUGGAACAGGAAAGACAUUCGUGUCUAUAACGGCAUUGAAGAUCAUGCUGAACAACUGGAUAGUUGGAGACCCUCCAAUUUUGGUAUCUGCUCAGACAAAUCAUGCAAUUGACCAGCUACUAAAUUUGAUUGAGCCUUUUGAGCCGAACUUUCUUCGCCUCGGAGGAAGAUCUAGCGAGUCCAACGAAAUCAUUCAAUUGAGGACGCUGUAUAGGCUUCGAGGCCAACUCGCAAUCGGGGUAACCGGUAGUGCCGGCAGGAUACGAAUUGCCCAGGAUGCUCUUAAACGAAUUUCAGAGGAGAUUAUCCAUGACAUCCAAGAUAUGAAUGACCAAGGCGCAGAAGAAGCCAGCGUUUUCCUCAAGCUAAACCUCAUAACCCAAGAGCAGUAUGACUCACUUAAUGAUGAUGAAUGGGUGGACGCAGGCGCCGAUGCUGGCGGCGUUCUCUAUUCCUGGCUUGGUCUCGAUCAACAGGUCCUUCCCAGGCGAUGCCCUCUUAGCAACAACGGAUUUGAAGACGAUGAGGAUGAGGAUGACUACGAAUAUGAAACCCUCAACGAGGCAGAACUUGAGGCACGAAAGUCAAAGGACGAAGAUGACAUUGAGGCGCUAAAGGGCAAAUAUGUGCCAUAUCGAAGAGAGUUCAUUGGCAGGAACAGCAGGGCACGCUCAAAUAUUCAAGUUGGGGCAAUUCUCUGCACGACACCAAAUCUUUGGGACAUUGAUGAAGAGGAUCGUGGCGCAAUUUACCAAUACCUGAAGGAUGCCGCCACCAAAGAAUAUCUGGCUAGUUUUCGACGACAUUUGACAGACUAUUCGAGAGCAAUGGAUCGUCUCAAGAUUGCAAGAUGGCAGGGCGACGCUACUUUCAUUCGAAAGACUGGUAUUAAGCUUAUCGGGUGCACCACAACCGGUCUUUCCAAAUAUCGAGGAUUGCUCGCAUGUCUGAAGCCGCGCACUCUGCUCAUCGAAGAGGCGGCCGAGACUUUAGAGGGAACCAUUCUGGCCGCCAUGCUUGAGAGUUUAGACCACCUUAUUCUAGUCGGUGACCAUCAACAACUCCAAGCCCAUUGCAACGUUUCGCAUCUCGAGAGACACCCAUACAAUCUCAGUGUAUCGCUGUUUGAGCGGUUGGUAAAUAACGGAGUUGAGUUCACUAUGCUUAACAAACAGCGUCGAAUGAUUCCGGGCCUACGAGAGCUUUUGAGCCCAAUAUACGAAGGCUUGGAAGAUCACCCUUCGGUCCUUGAUCGGCGUGUUCGCCAGCCGAUCCCUGGAAUGGGAGGUCGGGACUCGUACUGUUUCCAUCAUACUUGGCUAGAGAGCAGAGAUGAUGCACAAAGCACGUACAAUAUUGAGGAGGCGAAUAUGAUUGUCGCAUUCUUUAACUACCUGGUGUUGAAUGGCAUUGAUUCUUCGAAAAUAACGGUUCUGACAUUUUACAAUGGCCAACGCAAGCGACUUCUCACAUUGCUGAAGAGAGUUCCAAACCUCGCUAUUCGCGGGCCAUUCAAUGUAUUCACAGUUGACUCCUAUCAAGGCGAGGAGAACGACGUUAUAUUACUGUCACUAGUCCGUAGUAAUGCGCAUGGGACCAUUGGAUUCCUUGAGAAUAAGAACCGCGCUGUUGUGGCUCUGUCCCGUGCCCGACGUGGCAUGUAUAUCUUUGGAAACUGUAUCAAUCUUCUUCGUUCCGAAGCGGAAAGCUACGACUUUUGGUUUUCUGUCAUGAUGACCAUGAAAUCGCAAGGGCGCUUUGACAUCAGUUCUGGGUUUCCUAUCGUGUGCUCUACUCAUUCAACUGAAACGGUGGUUGAGUCUUCCGUUGAGUUGGACAAUUUGACUGGUGGCUGCGGCGUCAAAUGUAAUGGUGUUAUGCCUUGUGGUCAUAAGUGCCGGUACAAUUGUCAUUCCUUCCCGCACGAGGAUCUAUUUUGCAAGGAGCCCUGCACAAAGGCAAUGAAUUGUAAUGCCGCUCACACUUGUAGCAUGCGUUGCUCUGACCCAUGCGCUUGUCCUUGUGAAAAGGCAAGUCAAGCUGCUGCUACUGACAAUCUCCCACUACUUGCAUCACCUGCUGUUGCCGACGAUUCUGUUGCACCUGCUUUGUAUCCAGCAGUUCAUUCUCUCGAGUCAGAGUUAUUGGAAAAUGUUGAGAUAUUUGAUGCGACCGCCUGGCGGGAAUGGGAUGCCCCAACGUCUGAUGGUAAUGCGAGACAAUCUACUGGGCCUCCUCCCAGCAAGAAGACACUUGUUAUUCGAGAUCGUUAUCGACCCGUGGACCUUUCAAACGGUGCUAGGCAAACCGGGCGGACAAAUGUAGCAAUAUUGCACAACCCCCCAAAUAUUUCCGUUCAGGUAGAACAAAGACGAUCGCCCAGCGGAUCUCCUCAACCACUCCUAAGUAGUACGGAGGGCUUUGUCCAUCAACCCGAUGAGAAUUUCCCUCCUGUGCCACCAAAAUCUAGCCCAAAUCCAGACACUUAUGCUACAAUCGCCGGGGCACCCAGCCUCCCACAUAGAAUCGGCGACUCGACUAAAGUCAUUGCGUCAGCACAGAAGAAUAACAAUGGACAAGGUACAAAGAAGGCUUCUACAAAGAGUCCAUUGGUCUUCAAGUCAGAUCGUUCCUACAGUGGGGUUCCUCCUCCCCCGACUAACAACACUGAGCCUGGUGCUUCGACGCAAAUCGCGACCACGACAGGACCUGUUCCCGCCUCUCCCACAAGACUUUUUGUUUCAGGGGUCGCCAGGGCUGAAUCGAGCGCAUCACUGAAACUUCUUUUCAUGCAAUGUGGUACUGUUUUGGACGCCUUCGUUAGGAAUGGUGAAGCAAAUGCAACACCUGGCUCCCCUAAUAGAUUCGGUUUUGUCACCAUGGCUUCCCCAGUGCAAGCAGAUGCCGCAAUAACGAGACUACAUGGAACACGUCGACACGGUCAUCCCCUAAGCGUCCAGAUAGCUAAGAGCAAUGAAAACAACCCCAAGUCGGAGGCCUCAGUGAACAAAAGUGCCCCUGGGUUGACGACUCAGCCUCAGGAGUUGGACCAAGUGCUAACGCAACCUGACCACUCUCCCCCAGAUGAUGCCAAUGUCGAACACACCCCACGCCAGACAUAUAGGCUUUCAGACAAUAAUGAAGGGGCUUACAAUAACGAAGGGGCUGGCAACAAUGAAGGGGCCGACAUUACUGCCGUCACUAAGACACAAGAAGUGGUACAAAUCCAAGAAGACGAUCUGAUCAGCUUUGACUAAGUAGUGGGAAGCAAUGGAGCUAACGGGUUUAUGAUAUCAGGUAGCUAGCAAUUUGCUUACAGUGCCAAAUUCAAGAAGCAUUUUGUUUGGGGUUCAGUGGUAUCAAAAAGUGAAAGCCAACAUGUUACCUAACGGUCGCUCUAUUGAGCUAUUUCUUGUUUUCCUCGAAAUCUUGGAGCUAUGUGAAUAGUGG